AUUAUGGCAAUACUGCAUUACCAUGGCUCUUCUAUUUCUCUAGUAAACAAAUCAUGGCUGUUGACGAAAACGAACGAUAUAUUUAAUCUGAAUGCUGCUAAGGAUCACCUUAAGUUGAGGGUGUGUUCCGGAAAAGAGAAUUGAAAUACAGUGAUGGCCAUAGCUGGACCUCCGGGACUAGAGUUUGACCACAACUGGCCUGAGUCGGCAGAGUGUCUGACUUUGGAUUUUGGCCCUUUUGAAACUGUUCAUCGCUGGAAAUGCAUGCCAGAGUGUGAUGAAUUUGUUGGUGCCAGGAGGAGCAAACACACAGUAGUGGCCUUCAAGGAUGCUAUAUAUGUCUUUGGAGGGGAUAACGGGAAGUGGAUGUUAAAUGAUCUCCUACGCUUUGAUGUUAAGGAGAAAUCCUGGGGUCGAGCUUUUUCCACUGGCACUCCUCCAGCCCCUCGGUACCACCACUCGGCUGUGGUUUAUGAAUCUUCUAUGUUCGUAUUUGGGGGCUUCACAGGGGACAUUCAUAGCAACAGCAACUUGAAAAAUCAGAAUGACCUGUUUGAAUAUCGUUUCCAAACAGGACAAUGGACUGAGUGGAAAUUUACAGGAAGAGCUCCAGUACCUCGGUCUGCACAUGGUGCUGCUGUGUAUGAAGGGAAGCUUUGGAUAUUUGCUGGGUAUGAUGGAAAUUUCAGGCUGAAUGAUAUGUGGACCAUACCACUUGUGGGCGAAACAAAAGCAUGGGAAGAAAUCACUCAGACUGGUGACUGCCCUCCAACAUGCUGUAACUUUCCUGUUGCUGUGGCAAGAGAUUCCAUGUAUGUCUUCAGUGGUCAGAGUGGCGCCAAGAUAACAAAUUCCCUGUUUUACUUUGCCUUCAAAGAUAGAUGUUGGACCCGUAUUUCAACAGAGCACAUUUUACGUGGUGCCCCUCCACCACCAACGCGGCGAUAUGGCCACACAAUGGUAGCCUUUGAUCGUCAUUUAUAUGUAUUUGGUGGUGCUGCUGAUUCUACUCUUCCAAAUGACUUACACUGCUUUGAUCUGGACAACCAGACCUGGUCUGUAGUAACCCCAGCACUGGACUCUCAGAUUCCCAGUGGGCGUCUUUUUCAUGCUGCAGCUGUUGUUGCAGAUGCCAUGUACGUGUUUGGUGGCACUGUAGAUAAUAACGUACGGAGUGGCGAGAUGUAUCGGUUUCAAUUCUCAUCAUACCCAAAGUGUACCCUCCAUGAUGAUUUUGGAAAGCUCCUCGAGAGUCAACAGUUCACUGAUGUUGAUUUUAUUGUGGGGUCGGAGGAGCAGAGAAUUUCUGGCCACAUUGUGUUUGUUGCUGCUCGUUCCCAGUACCUCAGAAAUCGAAUACGUCAAGCCAUGGAGGCUAGAGAAAAGCAUUUAGAAAAGCUCUUUGGAACAGCACCCAUUCCACCACAAGAAAUCCCUCCAUUGGAGGUCAAGCUUCCAGAUGCUGUCCCUGAAGCCUUUGAAAUGGUGCUCAAUUAUAUAUACACAGAUCGCAUAGAUCCAUACCAUUGCAAGAAGGAUCAGAGCCCCAACAAAGUGGUACUCAUCAUGAUGGAUGUGUAUCGCUUGGCUGUCCAGUAUCACAUGCAGCGUCUAGAAUUAGUAUGUAUCCAGUAUUUAGAAGCAACUAUCAACCAUCGCAAUGUAUUGGUGGCUCUCUGCAAUGCUGCUAACUUGAAACUGUAUUUCAUCAAAGAAUUCUGUCUCAAGUUCAUUGUGAGGGAGAGUAAUUACAAUCAGAUCGUCAUGUCUAAAGAGUUUGAAAUGCUUGAUAAGUUGCUCAUGGUUGAAAUCAUCCGGCGAAAGCAGCUGCCUCAAAUAAGAUCCCUGCAAGAACCUCAGUUUGAAUCAUCAGGAACAACUCUUGAGAAUGAUAUGGCUCAGUUACUGAAAAAUGUGGGUCAAGAUUUUUGCGACAUAACGCUGAUGUUGGACGGAGCACCUAUCAGAGCGCACAAAGCUGUCCUUGCAGCAAGAUGUUCCUACUUUGAGGCUAUGUUCCGAUCUUUCAUGCCAGAAAAUAGUAUUGUUCAGAUUGCUAUUGGAGAAAUUAUUCCUUCACCUCAGUCCUUUGACUCCUUGCUAAGAUAUAUAUAUUAUGGUGAUGUUGAUAUGCCACCAGAAGACUCCCUCUACUUGUUUUCUGCCCCUUAUUUUUACGGGUUUACAAAUAACAGACUCCAGGCUUUUUGCAAGCAGAAUCUGGAGAUGAAUGUAACAUUUGAAAAUGUCAUUCAGAUCUUAGAAGCCGCUGACCGCAUUCAAGCAUCAGACAUGAAGAAAUACGCUUUGAACCUUAUUGUUCAUCACUUUCCAAAGGUUGCACAGUUGCCAAAGUUGCGCUGCCUGAGCCGUGAUCUCCUCUUGGACAUCCUGGAGGCACUUGCAGAAGACAUGUCUGACUCUAAACUUUGCCAUGACAUGAGUUCGAUUUCACUUAGCACCACUGACUCGGGAUGAACCCUAAUUAAGCUGGGUGGUCUGGUGAAUACCUUACCUGAGACAUAAAGGUUCUCAAGAUUUUUACAUAUACAGUAUUUGUCAUUGUUAAGCAGGGAGUAACAGCUUGAGUGAUUUUGAUCACUGCUGUGACUAAGGCUUAUAUGCUUUUGAUUGGUUGUAAGGUGUAUAAAGUGGAAGUGUCAAUUGUUUUGUGUAUUACAUUUGUUGACAUAAUAUAUUAAGCUUAAGCUAUAGAGAAGCUUAGAGGGCAUAUGACAAGAAGAGUGACAAAUCUUGCCAAAUUUGUCUGGCAGAGAACAUCAAAUUUUAAAGAUGAUAUGAAUUCAAACUUUAUAGACUGUUGCUUUGCUGUUAUGCAUAGAAUGACUGAAAAAGCCAUGUUGCAUGAAAAUGACUUGGAUGUAUCAUAUUUUAAAACUAAAACGAAACAGAUGUUCAGCUGUAUGAUAAUAAGCGUUUCAUCUCUCAGUUAUUGCAUACGCAUAAUCACUAUUACAGUAUCUGGUUAGUACAUAAAUCAUUAGUACUAGGGGAUUCUUUAUUUGAGGGACCACUGAGAGUGGGAAGUGAGUAUGAGCAAUAGUUUUAGCUGGAAAACAGACAAAGCAAAUGACAACUAGGAAGAUAGACUUACAUAUUUUUACUUUAUGUAGCCAUGGUUUGAAUAAUGAAUCCUAAGUAAGGGUAUAGAGUUCUUACUUGGGGUUAUGCUAAAUUACAGCAAAAAAUAUUAAACUAUCCAUAAGUGACUGAUGUUAGGUGAGAAAAUGGAAUUACUUUUGAGAGUGGAUUUGGGUAUUAUUAUUUACUCAGUAAUUUGUGAAGUGAGGUUGCCAACAAAUGUAAAUUAGUAAGGACUUUAAUUUUUACGAAUUAUUUCUAGUCUUUGAGGGCAUUUUUCAUGGGAGGCAGAAUAUUUUAAUUUGUCAGGUUUGGGCAAAAGGUUCUCAAUACCAGAGCACCGUGCUCACACUUAAUUCAUUAGUUGUGAAGGGUUUCGAUUGUGUCAUAUGUCUUAAGACUUAUUUAUUUAUUUUUUUUUUUAAUCCUUGCAACUUUCUCUUUGACUGAAUCUUAAAACUUGAGUUGGCCAGUUGUGCUAAUAUGCAGAUGCAGAUGUAAACUAUGUAUAUGUACUAUAGUAAUAGUUUACUCAGUCUUUUAAUUAAAAUCUAAAAGUAAGUGUCAGCAGUGUAAUUGGUAUGGAUGGCUGAAUUAUUUAUUGUCAAAUUAUGCAAAAUUUGAGAUUGGAAGAAUGUUUCCAAAGUUGUCGAAUUCUGGAAGGACCCAUGAAAACAAACAAUUACGUACAUACCUUGUUUUUGACUGUACACUUUUAACAGGUUUAGCAUUCUUUUUGUUACAUGUACUGUCAUAUUGGCUAUGACUUGGUAAUUUACAUCAUCUAAAAUUA
This is a messenger RNA of Macrobrachium nipponense, 3895 nucleotides long. RefSeq names its product leucine-zipper-like transcriptional regulator 1 (gene Lztr1). The coding region runs from base 154 to 2478 and encodes 774 amino acids. Lineage: Eukaryota; Metazoa; Arthropoda; Malacostraca; Decapoda; Palaemonidae. Gene Ontology annotation, cellular component: Golgi apparatus. Gene Ontology annotation, molecular function: protein binding. The transcript is spliced from 16 exons. The record is from RefSeq and is a predicted model, not a curated record.